AUGUUGCGGCAGUCAUCGAGCAUCGUGUUCAUCUUCUCACGGAGCUUAUCGGGUUUUGACUCAGAAGAUACCGAUCUCUUGCCGAAGUCUGUCGAGGUGACCGAGGAGGCAGGAAAAAUGACCCUCCAACCGAAACCUACCACGGGAACCAGUCAUGUCUCGGAGGAGAUCCCUCUAAUAGGAGACAGAUGGAGCUCUGAAGAGCAAGAGUUUGUCAAUCAGGGAUUGGACAUCACAGGACAGGGUUCAGUGACCCCUCAGUCGCCCCCCACGACCUACAAACAGAGAUGUGACGAGUUUAAGAAGCUGUUCAGAGAUCUGCCCGAGAGCGAAAAACUCAUCACGGACUACACCUGCGCCCUCCAGAAAGAUAUUCUGCUCCAAGGUCGUCUUUACAUCUCAGAGAACUGGCUUUGCUUCUACAGUAACGUAUUCAGAGGCACAAAGAUCAUGGUGGCCAUGCAGGACAUCGCGUCAAUGACCAAGGAGAAGACGGCGAGGCUAAUUCCAAAUGCUAUUCAGAUCUCCACCGACGCAGAUAAGUUGUUCUUCUCAUCAUUCUCUGUCAGAGAGAAAAGUUUCCUCAUCAUUUUUCGUCUUUGGCAGAACGUUCUAUUGGAGAAGAAACUCACGGGGCAGGAGUGGUGGCAGAUGGUCAAACAACACUAUGGCAACGACCUGGGCUUGAGCCACGAGGAGAUGGAGAGCUUGCAGAUCACCCCAGACACAAUCGCAGUCACGCCAACGCAGCCUAGCCUGAACAUGAGAGGAGAGGAGCAUUCUGGGAAGCUGGAGCGACCAACGUCCCUGCGUCUCCCGCAGGGGGAGCAGACAUCGUACGAGGCCACCACUCCACAGGGAGAUGACACACAGUCAUCGCUCGGGAUACAGAGCACGUUUUCAGCAAACGGGGACGACUCGAGAAGCACGCCGUCUCGCCAGCGCACCCCUGACCUGUCUCUCAACCGCUUCAGCUCUGAGAGAGCCUCCAAAUACUCCUCUCUCUCUCUGGACCUGAACGCCAACGAAGACCGCCUCUCCGACAACAGCCCGUCCGACAGCGUGGAGGAAGUGGUGGAGGAGAGGGAGUGUGUGAGUCAGGUGUCACAGGGAAGACUCUACGUAAACAGAGUGUUCCACUUCAGCGCCAAAAAAAUGUUCGAGCUCCUGUUCACCGACUCGCAUUUCUCUCGCCGCUUCAUGGACGUCAGGAAGAUCACAGGUGUCACCUCCACUCCCUGGCAGAGAGAUGCCACUGCUUCCAUGAAGAGGACCCUGAACUACACUGUCACAAUCACAAACCCGUUAGUGGGUAAAUUCUCCACUGCCACAGAGUACCAGACUCUCUAUAAGGAAUCCAGAGAGGGGCAGUACUACCUGGUGGAUUCUGAAGUGUACACACACGACGUGCCCUAUCACGACUACUUCUACACACACAAUCGCUACUGCAUCAUACGCAACUCCAAACACAAGUGUAGGCUCAGGGUCUACUCUGAUGUGAAGUACAAGAAACAGCCCUGGGGUCUCGUUAAGUCUUUCAUUACGAAGAACUCCUGGAGUGGUAUAGAGGAAUACUUCAGACAUCUGGAGUCAGAGCUUCUCGAGGAGGAGGCGGAGUUUACCCAGGGGGGUGGAGACACAGGGAAGAUUGGCGGCUUGCGCAGAAGGCGGAGGACCUACAGUCGUAGCCUGCAGGACCAUAUGAAACCUGGCAAGCAGUACGGGACAGACUUAGAACAGCACAGAGAUGGCAGCAUGGGUGCCAUGAAUAUGAAGAACACACACCGGUUGAAUAUUACCUCUAUUGUGGCUGGAAUGAGCGUCAUUCUGUUGAUCCUGACGGUGCUGAACCUGGGGCUGUUCUUCAAACUGUGGGCGAUGGAGGAUGUGGCACAGAGGAUGUACCUGAGCACCAAACACCGUAUGAGAGAAAGGGCGGAGGCCAGCCUGGCCUCUGAGCUUGGCUCCCGGCACAGCGCCACCCACAGGAGCAAAGAGGAGGCGCAUUUACUCAGGACGGUACUGCAAGACUCCAUAAACCUGCUUGAACAGUUGCGUGCUUCUCUGGUGGUGCUGCAGCAGAACUUCCAAGACCACAACAGAACUUCAGCUUGAGUGUGACUUCCUCGUCACCAGGGCGACCUCGGAACAAGGGGGUGGGGGUUCUCCCCACAGAACUCACAGGUGUAACCAAGAGCGUUCCCAUGGACGCGGUGGCUGAGAAGCAUUUUGUUGCCGAGGACAUUGGUCUCCUUAGGCCUUUCUGUUGUGGCAUCAGGUGGCUGAAUGUUUUUAAAAUAAGCUUGUUUCUGUAGCUCUGUUUAGCAGUGAUAGAGAGAGAGAGAGAGAGAGAAGGAGAGCAAUGCAGGCCCAUUGCCCAAGAAAGGGGAUAGUUCACAUAUAAUAGAGUUCUGUUUUCACGUCACUUCCGUUUUCAAAUCAGAUCAUUGUCCCUCCAGUUAGAGGUAAACUUUGUACUGAAUUAUUGAAUAUUCAUUGUUAUGGGUUGUUUUUUUUGUUUGUUUGUUUGGCCUUCACUGAAUUCACUCUCUGUCACCUGGACAACGGGAUCAGUAGGCUAUGGCAGGAAGUAGCAUUACAUGUUUUAGAGAUAGUACAGUGACAAUUAUGCGCUGAGAGAGUGAUUGAAUUCUUAGUGUGAUUGUUUCCCUGAUGGUAAAACUGCAACUGGUUUGUAA
Messenger RNA from Chanos chanos (milkfish), 2699 nucleotides. RefSeq names its product GRAM domain containing 1c (gene gramd1c). The record is from RefSeq and is a predicted model, not a curated record. The transcript has 18 exons. Gene Ontology annotation, biological process: intracellular sterol transport. Gene Ontology annotation, molecular function: cholesterol binding; cholesterol transfer activity. Bases 1 to 2115 code for a protein of 704 amino acids. Lineage: Eukaryota; Metazoa; Chordata; Actinopteri; Gonorynchiformes; Chanidae. Gene Ontology annotation, cellular component: endoplasmic reticulum membrane; plasma membrane; endoplasmic reticulum-plasma membrane contact site.